Lottia gigantea (owl limpet) is the source of this 624-nucleotide messenger RNA. RefSeq lists its product as hypothetical. The annotation marks the transcript as partial. The transcript is spliced from 2 exons. The record is from RefSeq and is a predicted model, not a curated record. Lineage: Eukaryota; Metazoa; Mollusca; Gastropoda; Lottiidae.
UUUUUACUUGAAGUGAUACAUGUAUACAGAGAACUGCCUUGUCUGUGGAAAAUGAAGAGUAGCGAUUACACCAAUCGAAGCUUGAAAGAUGAAGCUUAUAAGGUGUUAUUGAAAAAGUAUAGGGAGAGAUUCGAGGACGCAACGAAAGAAGAUUUAAAGAAGAGAUUGAACUCCUUGCGAACCAACUUCCGUAAAGAAUUGAAGAAGGUAAACGAUUCUGUGAGAAUAGGUAGUGAUGAAGUUUACGAUCCAUCCUUGUGGUAUUUCGACGCCAUGUCGUUUUUAGGUGACCAAGAAGUGUCGACACAAGAUGGACAAGAAGAUGAUGGCGAAUUAGAAAGCUAUCAAGGAUAUCAGCCAUCACAGCAACCACGCAGUACAAUGUCCAACGAAGCCAGUGGAAUAGGAAAGAUUCAGAAACGGAAGCAAUUGGAUGUGAAUGAAGAACAGGGUGAAAUGAUAUCACUAACGUGCAAGCGUCCACACCUUGUAGACGACGAGUAUUUGACUCUGGCUAAAACCUGGGCAAAUGAUAUAUCUAAAAUGGAUUCUCGGCAGCAACUUUUUGCCAAGAAAGCCAUCAAUGACGUUAUUUUUGAAGGGCAGUGUGGAACUCUUCAUCGA